Molecule: messenger RNA, 1812 nt
Organism: Trypanosoma theileri
Lineage: Eukaryota; Euglenozoa; Kinetoplastea; Trypanosomatida; Trypanosomatidae
Product: fatty acid amide hydrolase 2
Exons: 1
Source: RefSeq, a predicted model, not a curated record
AUGAUACGCCGCUAUGCUUUCCUUGUUGCGAUAACGUUGGCAACUGUGGUAUGGUGGUUUGGUGGAAUUCUUUUUCUUACGUUACUUCUCAUUGGAUACGCAUAUGCCGCGAAUAAGAUAUUUAAUCUCUAUUUAAUGGCGGGUCCUCGGACCUCACGACAGGUACCACCAACCCCAAUUGCCUACUGUCAACAACUUUCAGCAGUUCAACUCAACAAAGCCUACAUCUCGGGUGAAUUACGCUGUGAAGAUGUGGUGCGAACGUAUAUUGCUCAUAUUAAACGUGUGAAUCCCUAUUUAAAUGUGAUGGUGUUUGAAUGUUUUGAUGAGGCUAUUCAAGCAGCAAUUGCGGCAGAUGCGGUGUGGGAUGCAUGGCGUGCCAAUCCUCAUCGCCCAGCACCCAGUUGGUUACUCGGCGUUCCCUGUACAAUUAAAGAAUGUAUGGCAGUCACGGGUUGUCCAAACACGAGUGGUCAUCCCCAGCGGCGACAUAUCAUUGCCACUUCCGAUAGUCCUGUUGUAAAGAACUUUCGAGAUGCGGGGGCUAUUAUUUUAGGAGUCACCAACACCAGUGAGUUGUGUAUGUGGUAUGAGAGUUCUAACUAUGUGUAUGGAAUCUCCUGCAAUCCAUAUGAUACACGGUGUUUGGUGGGAGGAAGUAGUGGUGGGGAAGGAGCCGCGGCAGGAGCGGUGUUUUCCACCUUUUCACUCGGUAGUGAUAUUGGUGGUUCCAUUCGCAUGCCAGCUUUUUUUAACGGUGUCUAUGGACAUAAGGCAAGUCCACAUUAUAUCAGUAAUAGAGGACAACAUCCAGCACCAAAAACAUCUGCAAAUCAUUACAUGGCAACUGGUCCUAUUUGUCGAUUUGUAGAAGAUAUUGUGCCACUCUGUGAUGUGGCGGCGCGGGGAGGAUUUCUGGAGGAUCCUCAACAUUUUCCCCCACGUUUACCUCUUGGGGAUAUUCCAAAAAUUGGCAAAAGUAAACCUUUACGAGUGUAUGCAUUGGAGGAUUUUGGCAUUCACGGCGUUCGUACAUCAUCCUCGCAGAUUGAAGCCCUUCACGUGGCGGUGCGGUGUUUGGAAAAACACUACGGGGCACAAGUGGUGUAUGUAAAUCUGCGAGAUCCCAGUCGUUGUAGUGGAGGCGAAGUACCGGCGGUGUUUAAACCCUUUGCAGAUAUAUUGGCGAUGUGGUCUAAAGCUCUCAUGUCAGAUGCGACGGAAACAAAAUUUACGGCUCUUAUGGGUGAGGGAUAUCAGAGUUUUAAUGUAUUUAGGGAAAUGGCACGUUGGUUGGUGGGACGAUCCCAACAUACAUUACCAGCCUUAUCACUUUGUUUAAUUGAAUCUAUGGAAGGGAAACUACCACGUCAGUUAUUAUUAACCAAUUCUAAAUUCAGUAUUUCUGAUUUUAAACAAUCCCUAGAGGAACUUCUCUGUGAUGAUGGUGUUAUUGUGGCUCCCACCUUCCCUCGACCCGCCCCUCAUCAUCAUUCUCCACUCUUAUCUCCAUUUGAAUUUCAAUAUACGGCGGCUUUUAAUGUACUUCAAAUGCCCGCCACGGCUGUUCCCAUCUGGACAGAAGAUCUUCAGAACUCCCAAACAACAUUAACACCGGCGGAUGUGCGUGAGAGAGGACUCCCGGCGGAUUAUCAUCUCCCGAAAGGUGUGCAGAUCGUCUCUCGCCAACAUAAUGAUGAGUUGAGUCUCGGUGUGGCCAUCGCACUGGAAAAGGUACUCGGUGGAUAUAAAUACCCCGGUUGGGCCGUACUGCAGCCAAAGCAGAAUACUAAUAAUAAUAAUAAUAAUAAU